CGUACUUUGGCACUUUUGACAGUUAGCAUGGUAGCAAGUAGAUGCUAACUAGCCGAAGUUAACAUGUCCGUCAACUAGUCAGCACAGUUAUUGAAACGGAGUGUGUUUUACCCCGAGUUGUAUUUUGUGAAACAGUCAUUCGGGAUGUUUUCAUCCGUCUGGAAUUUUGUGAAACGCCACAAAAGGAAGUUUAUUUUCACGGGAGCUGUAGUUGGAGGAGUGUACUUCCUGGGUCGAUAUGCCCAGAAGAGGCUCAGUGAGUUCCAGGAGAAGGAGGCGACCGAGUACAUCGCCCAGGCCCGACGGCAGUUCCACUUCGAGAGCAACCAGAGGACCUGCAACAUGACGGUGCUGUCCAUGCUGCCCCCACUAAAGGAAGCCAUCGUCAAUCAGCUGAACUCGGAGAGUCUCACCGCGCUGCUCAAGACAAAACCAGCCAACAAGCUGGAAAUCUGGGAAGAUCUAAAGAUCAUCAGCUUCACCCGCACCAUCGUGGCGGUGUACAGCACCUGCAUGCUGGUGGUCCUGCUGAGGGUCCAGUUGAACAUCAUCGGCGGGUACCUGUACCUGGACAACUCCGCGGGCAAGAACACGACGACUCCUCUGGCUCCGCCGGACGUCCAGCAGCAGUACCUGUCCAGCAUCCAACAUCUGCUGGGAGACGGUCUGAUGGAGUUGAUGACCGUGGUGAAGAAAGCGGUGCAGAGCUCUCUGGGAGACGUGCCUCUGAAGCAGAGCCUGUCUCUGCUAGAGGUGGAGCAGCAGCUCAGCUGGAUCCGGGCGGAGGUGGAGGCCGGCCUGAUGUCCCGGUACAUGCUGGCCGACGACGAGAACGCUCUCGCCGACCAGGCGUGCGGUUUGACGAAGAACGACACCGUGACCAUCAGACUGCUGAACGAGACCAGAGACAUGUUGGACAGUCCAGACUUCACCACCGUCCUCAACGUCAGUCUGAACCGGGGCUUCUCCCGUCUCCUCGACAACCUGGCCGAGUUCUUCCGCCCUCCUCCCGGUGACUCCGCCCCCGGCCUUGCACCUGAUAAUCUGUCUGCCGUCAGCCUGCCGGUGGCCAAGAUCAUCCCCAUCGUCAACGGUCAGGUCAACUACAUCUGCAGUGAGACUCCCAGCCACUUCGUCCAGGACCUGCUGAUGAACGACCAGGUGAAGGAGUUCGCCGCCAACGUUUACGAAACGUUCAGCACUCCGCAGGACCUGCAGAAGUGAUCCACCGAGCAGGAGAAGAAGAAGAAGAGGAGGAGGAGGAAGAAGAAUGAAAGCAGGAAUGAUGAAAGCCCUCCUUCCUCUCUGCGAGACGCGUUUCUCCUCAGAGCCCUGCAGGCGAGCGGCAGCGGCCAUCAUGGACUAUUAACCCGGCGGAGGGAGAGGAGCCUGUGGUUCACCCCUCGAACAACUGCAUCAUGGGAAGUGGAGUCUUGUUUAGCCUCUUCAAUGAAGGUGGUGCGUCAGAUGAUUGUGUUGACGCGACGGGAUGAUCCUCAGGGCGGUUCGCUCUGCAGAUCGACUCGGUUUCGGCGUCUCGACGGCUUUCGUUUUCCCUGCAACGGGUUCCGGGGUUUCGGUGAAUGUGUUGGGCCGAUUAAGUUGUGAUUUCUUUGUGUUGUUAAAUUUUAACAGAAAAUUUGACCAUUGUUCACCUCCACAGGGGCUUGUCUUUAUUUUUUUACUUUUUGAAGUUUGAAAAACACCAUUUAAGGAGAAAGAAGCUGAUCAGAAUGUUUUAGUGGCAUCGAUUAUUCAGAGAGCACAGAUGUGUAGUUUCUCUUUUUCCAUCCAAGAAAAACAGCACCGCAGUUCACCUAAGAAAACAGUUAGAAACCAACGUGGUGCAGAACCUGUUGGUUCCUCUUCUUCACCAGAAGGAGUCGCUGCUCUUCUGCUUUCUGACUUCACACGAAAGGCUUCAUUCCAACAGGUUCCCUCCCGUGUUUAACUUGAGUCCUGGAUUUGGUCUCUCAUCCUACUUCAUGUCCUACAGUAACUGACACUGUUUGGGAAUGAAAUCCUGCAGUGUGUUUCAGUGUUUACGCCUCCUUCGUUCUCAAUUGUUUCACUGGAUUUGUUUUUUUGUUAUUAGUUAUAGUUAUUCAAAGCCCAAAACAAAUCUAUCAAGCGUGAUUUACAUCAUAAAUCCCUUCAGAGCUUUACUUUAUACAAACAAUGUCCCGAAAUGUAUUUAGGUCCAUUUUUCUUCCAUCUUGAAUUGUUUCUACAGUUUUUCUUCUCAUUUCGGUUGAUGAGUUCAGCUCUGGUGCCACAACGCGAAGGACAGAUAAUCGGGUGAUUAAUGAAUAAAGUAAUGAGACGUCUGCGCCGUGUUUGUGGAGAUCAGAUGAGUUUGUUUCUCAUCAGAAUGUAGAUCUCUGUACAGUAAUCCACGUUAUGCCUUUGUGAAGCAUAAUAUCCUGAAUGAAAGCUAAAAUGUAUGUUCGUUUUUAGAAAUAUAUUGAAGAUAAUAAAGUAUGAUUUAAAAUA
Gasterosteus aculeatus aculeatus (three-spined stickleback) is the source of this 2493-nucleotide messenger RNA. RefSeq names its product peroxisomal biogenesis factor 3 (gene pex3). Gene Ontology annotation, biological process: protein import into peroxisome membrane. Lineage: Eukaryota; Metazoa; Chordata; Actinopteri; Perciformes; Gasterosteidae. Gene Ontology annotation, molecular function: protein-macromolecule adaptor activity. Gene Ontology annotation, cellular component: peroxisomal membrane. The record is from RefSeq and is a predicted model, not a curated record.